Molecule: messenger RNA, 2014 nt
Organism: Amphimedon queenslandica
Lineage: Eukaryota; Metazoa; Porifera; Demospongiae; Haplosclerida; Niphatidae
Exons: 6
Coding region: 35-1930 (631 amino acids)
Source: RefSeq, a predicted model, not a curated record
ACGAGCGACGUUGCCAUGACUACAACGUUACAAAAUGGCCGGCAGAAGUGCUUGUGGACCAUUGUGUCAGCAUCCCUCCUGCUGGCAGUCCCCGGUAAUAGAGAGAGAAAGAGACCUCCCAUCCGUCUACACGGAUCAAAAGCCAACGGCAGAAAAGUGGCCAGAGGCCGAGGCAUAUGAUAGUUUUCCUGUGAUGACAGUAUCAGAUGUAACCAGUUCAGUCAGACUGUCUCCUCUACCCGAAAGACCAUUACCAUCUUAUGGCAAGAGACAGAAUGCUAAUAAUAUAUUCCAUUCCUGUCAGUCAUGUGUCAACAGUAGGAGAAGGCGUAGAAAGAAUAUCAGCUUCACUCAAUUCGUCCUUCAGGAAGACACGAGUGACGACGUGACUCAAACCUCGCCUAAUUUAAAUGACUAUAAGUUUGUACCUGUUCUUUUCUGGAAGACGCAUCCUUCUUCAAAUAAGCCGCGAAAGAUUAAGAGCCCUGGUCUUAGGGAAGCCGAGGAAAGGAGAGAAGAAGAGGAGGAGAAACCUUUGCUAAAGAAAAUGGAUCUUUCUGAAAGUCUUCCUCCGACUAUCAGUAAUACAACUUGUACUGCUAGCUCACUUAGUCAGUCUAAACAGAGAAGAAUUUUAGAGGCUAAGAAGCCUACCAGGACAUUAGCCAGUGCUAUUGGUGGAAGAAGACAAAACAGUGCUGCAGCCUCUGUUGGAUUUAUGCUUGAUAAAUACAUUGCUGAUGGAUUAGAUGAUGUUCCUCCUAAUGUCAUAAACCAAAUAAUUCAACAUUUGCAAAAUCAGGAUCAUGUACGAGUAUUAGAAGAAACAAAGAAUCCACCUCCUUCUCCCCCUCCCUCCCUCCCCCUCCCUCUCCCUCUCCCCUCUCUCCCUCUCAAACCUCCGGAGAGCCAUGUACCAACCUCCCUCGUACUAAACCUAUCUACCCACAGCCUCCAAAGAUCUGGCAGUCCGACAGAUAUUAGUAGAAAGGAUGAAGGAUUUGAGGCUAAAUAUAACAAGAAGAAAAGCAAAGAGUUGUCAUAUUCUCGUGCCCUUGCUCAGCGACCCAGUGAAGCUCUUAGCUGUCUCAAGGCUAAAAUAAACAGUCUACAGAAUAAAGCUAUUAAUGGGGGUGUGGCAGUAGGAGGCGGGGCCUCUGUGUGCGGGGCUAAUACUAGCGAUUCAAGGACUCCGGUUCCCAUGUUCCCAGAUUCUAUUCCUCUACCGCUGCACGAUAAUGAUGAUUUCAUAAAACACUCGAAAUAUUUCAGUCCUCGUCUGCUCUCCAAAUCUAAUGUAAUGCAACAGAGACAUCACUAUAGGCGACCGACUUUAAAUUUAUCUAAAAAGACGCUGCUGCCUAUAUUUUUUCCUGGUUACGAUAAACUUGGUGAAACUCAAGCUCUAGGUGGUCCCCAUGGCAAGAAAGGAGCCAUCGCCCGGCAAUAUUCGGAGGACGUCUUCUCGCGUCCUCAGACUCGUUCUCAUACCACUGCAUCUCAUUCCCAUACCACCGCGUCUCAUUCCCAUACCGCCUCGUCUCACACCCAUACCAUAAAAUCCCAUACUCAUACCACAGGGACUGUGACUCCGCUGGUAGCAACAAUGACUCAUUCCCAUGCUCCUAGCAGUGCCGUCUCGUCUAAUCGCGGGUUCGUAGAUGCAGAUUUAGCUAGCGUCUCUGGCAAACUAUUACUACUUGAUAAAGAAGGUCAAAUUGUUCACGAAGUACCUCAAACAGAAUUAAGCAUACCGGCACUCCAAUUGCCAGAUAACGAAGAAGAGGAGAAAGUGGAGACAAGUGACUCCAUUUUGUACCCUAUAGAAGGUACUGUAGCUCCUCCACCUUCUGCUAGAGAAGAUGUUAGUCCAUCUGUGUCCGUUGAUAAAAGUGGAACUAUUACAUCAGUAGUGGUAGAGAAUGACUAAGAAGGCAUUGUAUUAUCAUCAUUUUUGUUAUUAUCAUUAAUAAUUUGUUUAUUAUUACGUGCAUUUUAAUUUUAUUUCUUUAUU